Molecule: messenger RNA, 2599 nt
Organism: Etheostoma cragini (Arkansas darter)
Lineage: Eukaryota; Metazoa; Chordata; Actinopteri; Perciformes; Percidae
Gene: ptgr2
Product: prostaglandin reductase 2
Exons: 9
Coding region: 66-1109 (347 amino acids)
Biological process (GO): prostaglandin metabolic process
Molecular function (GO): 15-oxoprostaglandin 13-reductase [NAD(P)+] activity
Source: RefSeq, a predicted model, not a curated record
GAAUUUAAACGAAGACGGAGUCGGCGUAACGUUCUGUAUUUGAAGGCUAACGUCACUUUUCAAGGAUGCCGGUGCAGAGAGUCGUUCUCAACUCACGGCCCGGUAAAAACGGGGUGCCAGUUCCUGAAAAUUUCCGUCUGGAGGAGACGACUUUGGUACCUGAUCUGAAAGAUGGGGAGGUUCUUGUUCGGACGCUUUACCUCUCUGUGGACCCUUACAUGCGAUGCAGAAUGAAUGAAGACACCGGUGUUGAUUAUGUGGCUCCAUGGCAGCUGUUUGAGAGUGUGGAUGGUGGAGGUGUCGGCGUGGUUGAGUCCAGCCGCUGCAGUACCUGCAGUGAGGGAGGUGUGGUCACUUCAUUCAACUGGCCUUGGCAGACCUAUGCUGUUAUGAAAGGAAGUGUCUUACAGAAGGUUGACCCACAGUUGGUUGAUGGGCACUUGUCUUACUUUUUGGGUGCAGUUGGCAUGACAGGCCUCACUGCACUGUUGGGGGUAAGGGAGAAGGGUAAUGUGAUCCAAGGGGCCAAUCAGACCAUGGUGGUGAGCGGUGCAGCUGGGGCCUGUGGCUCCAUAGCUGGACAGUUUGGCAGGUUGGAUGGCUGCGUGAGAGUGGUUGGGAUUUGCGGUUCUGAUGAGAAGUGCAGAGCUUUAGUGGAUGACCUGGGCUUUUCUGCAGCCGUCAACUACCGUAAAGAGUACGUCCCCACAAGGCUCAAGGAGCACUGCCCUGAUGGGAUAGAUGUUUACUUUGAUAACGUGGGAGGAGCCAUCAGUGAUAUUAUAAUCACACAGAUGAACAAAGGGAGCCAUGUGAUCCUGUGUGGUCAGAUCUCUCAGUACAACAAGGAUGUGCCGUAUCCUCCGCCCCUGAGCGAGGAGAUACAGGAAACCCUGCAAAUGAAGAACAUCACCCGGGAGCGAUUUAUGGUGCUUAACUACAUGCACAAAGCAGAAGCUGCCCUCUGUGAACUCAGCCAGCGAGUUAAAGCAGGCCAAAUCAAUGUGCUGGAAACUGUGGUUAAUGGCAUCGAAAAUAUGGGAGAUGCAUUUUGCUCUAUGAUGAAAGGGGGAAACAUUGGCAAGCAAAUUAUAAAGAUUUCGGAGUGAAGAGAAUCACUGUAGCUGCACUGCCUUGGGAAAUUAACUUACAGUUGCCUUUCUAUCACCAUUAACACUAACUUAAUGAACUGUAGUUUGAUAUUGCAUUGAUUAGCUGAGGCCAGUUGAUUUCAAUUAUAAACCAUGAAUGAAAAAUUAAACACUGUACUUUGAAAUUGUGUCCUUGAGAACAAACGGUUGAAAUUUAGAAGUUAGAUCUGUUUUGAAUGUAAUAGUUUUUGAAUUAGACUUUUGGAAAUUGUUGUAGCAGUAAUCAAUGUAGAGUAGUCUAUUCCAGUACUGGCUAAUGAUAAUAAUCUACAAAAACACUGCCCAUACUGUACUAGUACCAUAAUAUGACAUCAGCAGAUGUCUUCUUGUAUGGAGCCCCAAAACUGACAAAAGCCAGUAAAAGGUCAAAGACAAAAUCUUUUAGUAGAAUACUUUUUUUCCUUUUACUUCCAAUCAGUGGAAAACAUGUCUGAUUUGAGGUAAAAUAACUAAGUCACUGAAGCACUGAAGAACACAACAUACUCACCUAGUUAGCUUAACUGAACACACUGCUAGCUUAAUGAAGACACAAAUUACCAGCCUUCUCAGCAAGCUACCUAGCCCAAACCUGCUACAUAAAACUAUGUAUAUAAUGUAUGUAGGCCUAAUGUUAAUAAUCCAUUUACUGCUUUGGCAUCAUUGUCUUUUUUUUAAGAUUGUUUUUUCGGGGCAUUUUUAGGCCUUUAUUGACAGGAGAGCUGAAGAAAUGAGAGUGGGGGUUGACAUUCAGCAAAGGUCCGUGUAUCUACAUAAAUACGCAGCAAAGGCUAGCAAGCUAAUAACAAAAGUUAGCUUGCAAAAACUAUUUGGAAGUAGCUUAUAUCUUCAUAGCAUCAUUAUCACGUCUCCUGGACCUCAAUGGAAAUACAACUUUGAACUUAACUGUGUAAAUUUGAUUUAUUGUCUCUAAUAACGUUAAACUAAAUGAAAGAUAUGUUAGCAAGCUAACUUUGCAGCUUGCUAGCCAAAGUGCUUUAGCUACAAAAAAAGUGCAAGAGAUACAUUGACGCCAGUAGAAUACAGCAAAAAACUAAAUUAACAUUACAGAUGGCUUAGUUUUAUAAAGAAAACUGUACUGUAUUGCAUUAUCCUCAACAUUGUGUAGAUCUGAUUUAAUGUCUUCUUAAACUGUUUUAACUAAAGAUUUUAAAGUAGCAUUAGCUAAAUAAUUUAGUUUGCACAUGCUUUUCAACUUAAGUGCUUCAGCAACGACGACUAUAAGUCUGAUGCUCGUAGUAUAGAUGAUGAAUAUUACAUGCACUAGCUGCUUUAGUUUAAAGCGCUAUAACUAGCUGGAAAUGCUGAUGCUUACUGUGUUUAUUUCCCUGCCAAAGUUUUCAGUAAAGUAAUGCCAAUAUCCUCAUCCUAAAAGCAUUAAGUAGGAAGUAGGAAAUGUUAGAUGUGGAUACUUAUUAAAUGUGUACCAAGAUCAAACACAUAGGAAAAAG